Molecule: messenger RNA, 1965 nt
Organism: Lampris incognitus (smalleye Pacific opah)
Lineage: Eukaryota; Metazoa; Chordata; Actinopteri; Lampriformes; Lampridae
Gene: inhbaa
Product: inhibin subunit beta Aa
Exons: 3
Coding region: 556-1872 (438 amino acids)
Biological process (GO): SMAD protein signal transduction; BMP signaling pathway
Cellular component (GO): extracellular region
Molecular function (GO): cytokine activity; growth factor activity
Source: RefSeq, a predicted model, not a curated record
GAAAGACAGUGAGAGGAGGAAAAGAAAAAGAGACGGAGAAAGAGUCCAGCCCACUCCAGCAAAACCAUUCAACUGGUGCGCAAAGGAUCACAUUGGAGCCGCAGCGCCGAGCCAGAGAGAGAGGAGGGAAAAGAGGUGGACCGAGAACUUUCAUUGUCCAAACUUCUGAGAGAGAGAAAGCAAGACGGGGAGAGAGAGAGAGAGAGAGAGAGGGAGAGAGAGAGAGAAGGACCAAGAAAAGAGCAGAGGAACAGAGAGAAGGGAGAGAGAGCGCGAGAGAGAGAGUGAAAGAGAGAGCGAGGAAGUUAAGGACAACCUGGAGGACAGUUGAUUUUUUUUUCAGACGCUCCUCUCGGCCUGAAAGGACCGAGAAUAUUUUUUCAUUUAAUUUUUUCAUCUUUCCAUCAGUCGUUCCUCAUCCUCUCUCAGCAUCUUUGCUCCAUCCAUCUUUCACUGUGCGUGCACCAUCAUCCUCAAAGCCAGCCAGCCAACAAGCCAGCCGGCCACAGCAAACCAGCCAACCAGCCAGCUGUGAGCUGCUGCGCCUCCUGCGUCAUGUCCAUCUUACCUCUGCUCAGCUGGAGCUUGCUGCUCCUGGUGCAGGGCUGCAGCUCCACGCUGUCCAAACCCGCCGCGCUCUCCUUCCCCCGCCAGGCGGACGCCAGCUCACACUGCCCGUCCUGCGUGCUGGCCCGGAUGCGGAGGAACGAGGAAAGGGAGGGCAGGGUGGCAGAGGAGGAGGGGGAGGAGGAGGGGGUGGUGGCGAAUGCCGAGGCGCAGCCAGACGUGGUGGAAGCUGUGAAGAGGCACAUCCUGAACAUGCUGCACCUCCAGGCCCGGCCCAACAUCACACGGCCCGUGCCGCGCGCCGCACUCCUCAACGCCCUGCGCAAGCUUCACGUGGGCCGCGUGGCGGAGGACGGCAGCGUGCAGAUUGAGGGGGAGGAGGAGGGGAGAGGGCGGGGAGGGAGAGGAGGAGCAGGGAGAGGGGGAGACGACGGAGAGCCGCAGGAGACCACAGAGAUUAUCACCUUCGCAGAGGCCGGGGAAUCUCCGGGUGUGGUGAACUUUGUCCUAUCCAAGGAGGGUGGCGAUCUCUCCCUGGUGGAGCAGGCUAAUGUCUGGCUCUUCCUCCGUUUGGCUAAGACCAACCGUAGCCGCGCCAAAGUCACCAUCCGUCUGAUUCAACAGCGCCACUCUGCAGACGGCCGUCAGGACGCCAUGUCACCGGCCCAGGGUGACGUCCUCCUGGCUGAGAAAACUAUGGAUACGCGGCGCAGCGGCUGGCACACAUUUCCGGUGUCAGGCGCCAUCCAGGCACUACUGGAGAGCGGUGAAAGUUCCACACUUAGCCUGCGGGUGUCCUGCCCACUCUGUGCCGAUGCCGGUGCCACGCCAAUCCUCGUCUCUGCCGGUUCCGAGACAUCGUCCCGGACCAGCCAGCGGGAGCAGUCCCACCGGCCGUUCCUCAUGGCUGUGGUGAGGCCGGCGGACAGCGAGCCUCAUCGGCGCAGGAAACGCGGCCUGGAGUGUGACGGGAAGGUGCGCGUGUGUUGCAAGAGGCAGUUCUACGUCAACUUUAAAGACAUCGGCUGGAACGACUGGAUCAUCGCGCCGUCCGGUUAUCACGCCAACUACUGCGAGGGGGAGUGCCCCUCCCAUGUGGCGAGCAUCACGGGCUCCUCACUCUCCUUCCACUCCACCGUCAUCAACCACUACCGCAUACGCGGCUACAGCCCCUUCCAGAGCAUGCGGUCAUGCUGCGUGCCCACGCGGCUACGCGCCAUGUCCAUGCUGUACUACAACGAAGAGCAGAAGAUCGUCAAGAAGGACAUCCAGAACAUGAUCGUGGAGGAGUGCGGGUGCUCAUAGAGAAAAGAGAAACCCCAUAGCGGGAGCAAGCGGGCGGAUAGGAGGUGGAGUGGAGAGGACUGGGGAGGAGAGAAGAGCGAGUGAGAGAGCGAG